GAGUGACUGCGAGAACUGGAAAAAAUUAUAUAAAAUGAGAGGAUUGGCAGCAUAGUGGUAUACGCGGCAUGUGACGUCACCAGCAGACAGCCUCUGUGUUUUGAUGAUAUUUGACAGCUACCAAAAUAUUCUAAUUUUAUGAACCACAGCCCCCGAACUAGUAGUGAACAUGGAUGGAGAUCUUAGCGAGGGAGGAAUGCAGACAGUUGCCCUGAAUGAUGGAACACACUGUGGGGAGACUCAGCCUCUAGCAGGCAUUCCUGUAUCCAAUGCCAUACCAAAUUCUGGAUUACAGAAUCAGGUCACGUCCCCCACGCAGAUCAUUCCCCCACCUCAGGCUCGACCAACAUCCCUCCCACAGUACCCUCACAACCCAGGGUCAGCCUACAAUUCACCCAAUAGUGCAAGCAGUCCUGAAUACGGCAAUAAGUGGGACUGUUAUAUCUCGCCGUUUCCAGCCAUGUCGCCUAUUCCAUUAGCUACUCCAACAACUCCUGGCACUGAAAAUGGUGGGGCUGCUGUAGUUCGUACAAGUUCUAGUAAAAUGGAAUCGAUCAAGUCUUGGUCCAUUUCCACAUACAAGUGUACCAAGCAGCUUUUAUCUGAGAAGUUAGGAAAAUCAUCUCGAACAGUAGAUUCAGAGUUAGAAGGACAAAUUGAAUCUCUUCGAGACACUCAACGCAAAUACUCCCAGAUAUUACGAUUGGCAAGAGCUUUGUCCUCGCAUUUCUAUCAUGUUGUGCAAACACAGCAACAGUUGGGGGAUGCUUUUGCAGAUUUGGCACAGAAAUCACCAGAACUUCAGGAGGAGUUUAUAUACAAUGCAGAGACUCAAAGGACACUUACCAAGAAUGGAGAGACACUUCUAGGUGCACUGAACUUCUUUGUCUCAUCAGUAAAUACUUUAUGUAACAAGACUAUGGAAGAUACUUUGCUUACAGUUAAAUUGUAUGAAGCUGCAAGGAUCGAGUAUGAUGCUUACCGGAGUGACUUGGAGAUGCUUGCUCAACAGCCUCGUUCUGAAGUCAGCUCGAUCAAGUUAGAAGAAGCUCAGCGAAACUUUAAUGGACACAAAGCUCACUAUGAUAGACUCAGAGCAGAUGUAGCCAUUAAGCUAAAAUUCUUGGAUGAAAAUAAGGUGAAAGUAAUGCAUAAGCAGUUACUAUUGUUCCACAAUGCAGUAUCUGCAUACUUUAGUGGCAACCAGACUGCUCUGGAAGCCACCCUUAAACAGUUCAACAUUAAACUACGCAGCCCUAACACCGCACCUCCGUCAUGGUUGGAGCAGGGUGAAUACUAGCAGAUGUGUGGCCAUUGUCAAGUAUGAGGUGUUUCUUGUAUAAUGUAGAGCCAGUGUCUUAUGUCCAGCAGGGACUAGGGAAUAUGUUAAGUAACCCUUGUAGCCAUUGGUUAAAAAUUCCUAAAUGAAACCAGAGUUAUCCUUCCUUCUGUAACUUUAAGUGCUGAAGAACUUGUAAUUCAGAAACUCAUUCUACUGUCUUGGCCACUUUAAUGUACACAAUACAUUCAGUGUAAUGAUACACAAUACUCUCUUCACUGACAUGCUUUCCCCCCUUCCUUAGAGCAUUAACAACUGUGAAACGAUUAAUUACGAAAAGAAGAAAUGGUAAGACAGUUGGUAAGUUAAAGAUAUUGGUUUAUAAAUGUUUGACUAUUCUUUAUUAUGGCUUGUUUAUAAAUCAUUUUGAAAUUUUUUAGCAAAGACAUAACUAUAUUUUAGUAAUAAAAUGCAUUUAAUUUGUGGAAAUUUUUUCUGAAUCUAUAUUUGUGGGUGCUUUGAUAAAAAUGGCUGGUACUGCAGAUCUCUAAACUAGCUAGUUUGCCCAGGAAGCAUACUCUUGUAUCCUUUAUAAAGAAGUUAGAAUUUGCUUUUCUUAUACUGGACUGUAUUUAUGUGGUCAACUGCUAUGUAAAGUUUAGUGAAUAUCAAGGAGCUGUUGGUAAAAUAGAGAUAUUGUUUCUGUAAUAUAAGAGAUUUUAGCAUAAAAUUAUAUAAUUUUUGUUGUAAUAUUUCUGGGGCUCUGAUUUAGUAAUAUAGUAUAUUAAAGUAGUAUUAAAAAAAAGGAAAUAUAUAAGCUUGAAAAUAAUUUACAUGACAUAGCUAUAACUUACCUUAAUUACAGUUUUGUAAAAUUUACGUCACAUUUUGCAUGUUUAUCAGCAGUCUUUCCACUGUGCAAAGACAUGUAACCUGAUUCAUACUUAUUUGACAGGAAUAUAGUAUUUCUAUGGUUUUUCUUUUUACCAUAUUGCAUACUGGCCAUUUCCCAUCAAGGCACGAUAGUGUGACCUAGACUAUGAGAAUGAGAUUUAUUCUUCUGCUUCUUUAGCUACUCUUACUAAGAUAGAUAACAUUCAGUAUUUGGAUUUCAUUUGUGUUUGGGGACCUUUCAGUUGUCCUCUAUUUAAAGCCUGUAUGUGGAGUACAGCUAUCAAAAUAUCCAUUGUCGCUAUUAUCAUUAUUUUCAUAACCAUGAUUCUUUGACCAAUAAAAUUAUUACUUGUCUUAGAAAGGCAGUCGUCAUUACUCCCUUUUUGUUGCAUCCCUUCAGUAUACACUUAAUAAAAAUACUAAGUCCUUUGACUUACCUCCUCUCUUUGUUCUUCCUGUAUUUAGAAAGUCCAUGUGGUUCAAGUGUGUCCUCUUCCCUCUUCUAUUCCUGAAUUAUUAAUUUUGCUUUGGAAUCAUGUUCACUUGUCCCUCAUCAUUUCCAGUCACACUUAUGCUAUUGAUAUGUACACUAAUGGUAGUAAUUUAACAGCAUUAUGUAUGUGAAGCAAUAAAUCCAUGUGGGUCAUCCAGCAAAAUGAGCUGUGAAAGCUCUCAUGGUAUGGGACAUAUAGCUGUUUUCCCGUUACCUUUAUGAUCCAAAGUCAACUGCUGCAGUUGGCUAGUACUGUCAUAUAGUUGCAUGCUUUUUUGUUGCUAGUAUCCACAUUCAACCACAUCUGCCUCAUCAUUUGUUGUAGCCUCAGGGACUUAAAGCACAUUGCAAGAAUGUAAACCUGUGGUUCCUCACAUUCCCAUCCCCCUUCUCAUUCGUCCAUCCACAGUGCUUGCUGUGCCUCUGUAAACCUGUGGUUCCUCACAUUCCCAUCCCCCUUCUCAUUCGUCCAUCCACAGUGCUUGCUGUGCCUCAUCUUCAGCAGACAAAAAAGUUGUCUUUUGCUGGGUUACUGGCCAUGCUAGAGUUCAGGUGUUUUCUGCAACUCAAUACAGUACUUUUUAAUUUCCAACUAUUUAGUUGCCAUUUUUCUGAUAUUUUUUGUUACUCUCUCAUCUCUUGCAAGCUUGUGCCUGUGUACAGUAUUGAUUACAGCAAUGAACCCCGAGAAAUGUCAAGCCAUUUUAACAGCCUGGUAUCUUGCGACUGUCAUCUUCAUCACAGAGCAUGUUGGGUUCAUUUUCAACCUUUCCUUCAGUGCCCUGACAUACUUAUGUAUCCAUCUCUCUCUCUGUUGGUCACUGAUACUGAUACUGACCUCCUACUUUAACUCCUUCCUUUUGCCACUGUCUUUCACUAAAAACUCCUCUCUCUUCCCCCUCUACCAUCCUCUUUCAACGUUAUUCUGCAGCACUUAAUGACCAUGAUGGAUUCAACACUUUCCUUGAAUAUAAUGAUUCAUCUAGUUCUUAUACAGUACAGUAGCUCAUAUUUAAUGCAUAUAAAUGACACUUAAUUCUUGUACAGUACAUGAAAGCCAACAUAAAAAAAAAAAAAAAAUCAGCAUAAUUUACUAAUCAUUACUCUUAAAACUAGUAGGCCCUGUCAAGAUUUCAUGGGAUGGAACUAUGGUCUGAGAUAAUUGGCCAAACUAGUUUAAUUAUAAAUAAUAGAUUUUGUUAAUUUUUUUUUUUCAACAAACUGGCCGUAUCCCACCAAGGCAGGGUGGCCCAAAAAGAAAAACAAAAGUUUCUAUUUUUAAAUUUAGUAAUCUAUACAGGAGAAGGGGUUACUAGCCCCUUGCUCCCGGCAUUUUAGUCGCCUCUUACAACACGCAUGGCUUACGGAGGAAGAAUUCUGUUCCACUUCCUCAUGGAGAUAAGAGGAAAUAAGCAAGAACAAGAACUAGAAAGAAAAUAGAAGAAAACCCAGAGGGGUGUGUAUAUACAUGCUCGUACAUGUAUGUGUAGUGUGACUUGAGUGUAAGAAGAAGUAGCAAGACGUACCUGAAAUCUUGCAUGUUUAUGAGACAGAAAAAAAGACACCAGCAAUCAUACCAUCAUGUAAAACAAAUACAGGCUUUCGUUUUACACUCAGUUGGCAGGACGGUAGUACCUCCCUGGGCGGUUGCUGUCUACCAACCUACUACCUACAAUUUUGUUAAAUAUGGGUACAAAAUUAAUAAUACUACUAUGCUGUAUUACAUUUAUUUAAAAAUUAAAAAGCAGCAUACUUUCUUGUCACUGAUUACUAUAACUAGUAAAUGACCCUCGCUCAAUCUACUCUCUCGAUAGACCCCUUGAGUGUUAGUGGCUUUUUGGAAUUAUUUAAAAUAAUUGCCACACCAUUAAAAAUAUAUCUGUGAUCAAUGUCCUGCUCUUACUGAGCAGAAUUCCUUUAAUUUUCCUAAUUUGCCGGUAAUUAAAAUGUUGCCAAACUAUUGAUUCCAGGCUGGUUAGCUUGUUUUAAAGCUCUAAGACUAUUUGAAGGUGGGAAUCAUAUAUCCCAUUUAGAUGUAUGUUUAUGUACUGUUCAGGUACACUACUAAAUAAUAUGUUUAGAUAUGGUUAAAAGUUAUCACUGUUUAUCUUAAGUUAUUUUAACAGUUAACCAGAACUGAUUAGCCAUAUAUUUUGGCACUAUGUUCUGGUUUAAAGCAUAAUCCAUAAAAUUUAUUUUAAAAAAUCAAAACAUCAAUGCAAAAAGAAAAAACUAAUAAAUUUGUACUUACAUGGUAAUGGAUAAUUUUAGACCUGUGCUUGUUUACUUCACCAACAAGCUGAUUAAUCAAGACCAAACCUGGAGUGAAGAAAACAUAUUUCCCACAAGUUACUAAAAUUCUAGCAUCAUGGUUAGAUCUAAUUCAGUACAGCAUAUAUUUUACCUACACAGCCUAGAUCAGAAGUUUGAUUUACUGACUAUAUCAUGUAUCUUCAGAACUUUUUUGCAGUAUUAGUAUACUGUAAUUUGUUAUCAAGUUAUACAUUAAGAACUUAUGUACUGUAUGCAGAUAUAUUUUUGUAAAUCUGAAUUUUACUGCUGUAAUGAAAAUUUAUUACAGUAUUUAAUUGCACCAAGUUUAGCUCUCAUAAAUAAGUUAUUAGAAGUGUGUGCUCCGGGAUCAUUCCUUUGAUUUAAUGAUAUUUUGACGUAUUAAAGGCAGUAGUCUAUGGCCACCAAGAAACUGAUGUCUUAGCCAAAUGAGAUAUUGUAGAGACGUGUGAGUAAAAUUCAGUACAGUAAAAUAUUUUACUUAGAAAGCAAAAUGCAUGUCUUUAUUUAAUGACAUAUGGCUCAAUUAUGAGUUUUAUUAAACAUUUCACUCAAGUGUGAUCUGUAUUAAACAUUUUGCUCAAAUGUGAGUUCUAUUAAACAUCUAGCUCAUGUGUGAAGUCUAUUAAAACAUGUGUCUUUAUUGUUAGGUUUAUCAAGUCUUGAUAAAGCUCACACUACUGAAAUGUUCAGUGUCAAUAUUUUAAACAUUUUGUCAUUACAAAAUACAGUACACUACUGGAUGUUAUUGUCUUCAGUGAGCAGACAGGAAGUGUAACCCAACUUGUGAGUGGAUGCCAGUAAUAUUGCAGUCACUUUUAAAAACUUUUAUAAUACAAUUUAUAAUCAGGGAAUGACAGAAAUGUUCUUGGGGAAUAGGGGGGGGGGUACUAACAUGUACAGUACUUACAUCUGCAUCAUUAAUGCACAAGGACAAAGUUACUCUAGCAAAAAAGUUUCCAUAAAUAGUACAGUUACAGCAUAUACAGUAUUUUUCUUUUGUUGCAUGAAAGAACUGACUUUCCUUAGUCAUUCUGAUUUUAAUACAAGAGUGCCCCUAAUUUACAAAUGCCCAUGUUGCACACAUUUGACUAAAAAACUGGGCACUAAUGAACCAGUUCAAGUUUGCCAUCUGCUGAACUGUAGAAUGAAUGUGUGAAACAACCAUCCUUUGUAUUUUAUCAUACAACUAGUUUGCAAGUUAAACUGCCAGGAACACAACAAUUUAGUUGGAGACAUAUAUAUUUAUCCUCCCACUAUAUAAGGACAUAUGUCUAAAUCUUUAUAAAUAACUUUAUCUUAUACUUACCAAAGAGAGCAUACAGUAGUAAAAAAUGCUAAUAUUAUUGAAUUAUAACUUUUUUUAGGUACAGUAAUGUUUGUAAAUCUCUACAUUUCCUACUGCAUUCACAGUAAGCUUUUAGCCCCUAUACGUUUUCAUACAUGUCAUGUAUACAUCUACCUUAGUUUUUGAGGGAUGGUAGAGUAACACUCGAGAUGUUGAGCUUAACACUUAAAAAUAAAGGAAAUUAUAGAAGUUAAAUAAAAAGCCCAUUCUCUGACAGAGAUGAUGUAUUGGAGUCACUACAGCGAGGUCCAUUCAGUAGUACAGCUUGCUCCAUACAUUAGCUAAGAUAAUCUCUAUUGAGAACAGAGGAGCACUGUAGUGAUAGUCCUGCUCUUCCCAACCCUUCUCUUGUACACCUCUGCUGCCAAAUAAUUGUUUUCCUUUAUAAGAAGAGGAGCAUUGCAGUUGGCCUACUGGGCCAUACUAGGAAGGUCAUACUCUCAUUGAACCAUUUCCACUCAUGUAUAACUCUUAUUGCCUUAGUAUACAGAAACAUUAGAAUGUAAGAAAAGAUAAGCACUGCAAUAUGCUUACUUGUCCAUACUAUACAGGUUCGACUUUCUCCUAUCUAUUUCUACCUAUGUAUUUAAUCAAACAUAUUUUUGAAUUGUGUAGCAGCAGUAGCAGUACAGGUCGGCCAUCAAUAAUCCGGCAUCAUCGGGACCUGUAGGGUGCCGGAUUAGUGACUUUGCCAGAUUACAGAGUGGUUAGGUUAGAAUACACUUAACCCAACAGUGAUAUUUAUGCAUCAUAGCAACUGACAGUGGCUUCAAAGCCACCUUAUCUUUUAUGGACAAUGUAUGGUGUAGGUGCUUUACACAAUGAGAAGGAUUUCUUUUAUUCGUUGGAACCAUGGCUAGGGCUAAAAGUGAGCAGGUUUUAACAAUAAAUGGAGAAAAAGAAAUUGAAAUGACUUAUGCAGCAAGUACAGUGGACCCCCGCAUAACGAUUACCUCCGAAUGCGACCAAUUAUGUAAGUAUAUUUAUGUAAGUGCGUUUGUAUGUGUAUGUUUGGGGGUCUGAAAUGGACUAAUCUACUUCACAAUAUUUCUUAUGGGAACAAAUUCGACCAGUACUGGCACCUGAACAUACUUCUGGAGUGAAAAAAUAUCGUUAACCGGGGGUCCACUGUAGUGCCACCAAACAGUAGCAGCAGGCUGGUGUGGUGACCCCAGAAAUUUGAAAUUAUGCUAGCCAAAAUUAAUGCCAGAUUACUGAUGGAACCUGAUAGUUACUCAUUGCCGGAUAAGUGAUGGUCAACCUGUAGUAGUAGAUGUAUAAAAUUGCUGUACCUCUCAGAGGAAUGGAGUAUCAGUGAUGUCUUUAAAUUGUGGUCACACAUAUGGUGCAGUAUAUAUUAUAAUGGCUUUCCACCACAGCAUCUGAGAUUUUCAUAUUCAUCUCUGACUGUAGGAUUAUGCUGAACCAUGGAUUCAAAAUUCAGAUUUCAAAAGGAUAUAGGAAAAUAAUAGUCUGGCAAAGUUGUAGGAGAGGGAAACGAACUGCACAGUAUCAUCAUUGUGCACUAAACUGAUAAAUGAGUUGGAAUGCUUGGGUGGAAGUUGAAACUACCUAGCAUAGGCAUUAGAUCUACUGUAGUGCUCUUCUAUUUAUGCUUUUGUAAUCUUAUAUAGGAAUUACUACAAUGGGUUGGCAGUACUGUAGUUGUAUAUGAGUGAAAUGUAUGUGUGAGCAGGACCAUUUCAGCAUGGCCAGUAGGCCUACUGCAAUGUGAUUUUAUUCUUAUGUUCUACCCAAAAUAAUGGCUAUAAUAAGCAUAUACGUACUAUAUGUGGAUUAUGGGUAUUGUCAGGUGUUUUGAGGAUGAGUUAUGGUUUUGUUUCUAGCUGUACUUAAUAUACAUCUCCCACAGAGUUUAAUUAAUUGAGAUAUUUUACAAUUCACUGCCAAUUUUGUAAGGAACCAGGUAAGAAGCUGAUUUUUAUGUGAUGUGCAUUUAAGUGAAUGUACAGGACUAUGGAGUUUAUAGAUUUAAAGAUUAAUAAUACUACAUACAGUAUUCGACAACAUUAUCCUAUAAUUUUUAUUUCUGUUACGUUAUGCUCUUAAUAGAAAGGCUUUAUAUAUCUCUCUAAAAAAUUGAAUUUCACUGCUACUACUUCACAUACACUUCACUUCACAUUUAGCUCUAAGUGUCUGCUGUUGUUUGCAUAAUUUCAGUUACUAGGUAUAAAAUAUAAUAACUGGCAGUAAGCUAAUAGACAGCAGUCAUCUAGAGAGGUACAGUACUACUAUCCUGUCAUGCGAGUACGAAAUGGAAGCUUGUUAAUAUUUUUGAACUCUGGUAGAAUUGCAAGUAUUUUCUUUGUCUUGUGAACACACAAGAUGAUAGGCAAAUCUUAUUUGCAUUUAGUAUACACAUACUUUUACUUUCCUAUGUGCUUUCUAACUUUCUUACUCCUAUAAUAUCCUGCAUUUCCAUGGGGAAAAUAAUCUCCAGAACCACUAACUCACAACACUGACAGAUAGGUAUUUUCAGACAUGUAAAGCACUUUCUCUUUUUGGCUAUGAUUUAUGACUACUGCUCAGAAUAUAGUUGUAUAUAGUACCUACUGUACAUAUGGCCUAUGUACAACAUGGAAUAAGUAAUUAUUUCUUAUGAAAAUUUUUGUUUUGGAAGAUAGCAAACAUAUGUAUUAUAACUGAGCAGCAUGUGUCAGCCAGUCAACGUUUAGUAUAGAGUCAUGUCAUACACCAACCGAAUGUAAACAAAGAUGGGCCAGUAUGGAUGGCAGAGAUAAGGUUAAGUUGAUGUUAGGAUAUUUCAGGUUGGGUUAGGUGGAUUUUGUUUGGUUUGGUUAUGUUUUUUACAAUUUAUAAAACAAUGUCUUAACUGUAAAACCAACUUAAAAUUGUACAACUCAAGCUAUAAUUAAUGGCCAAAAUUGGCCCAGUAGCAGUCGUAUACUUUUACCAACUCUCUUAGCAGGAAAAAAAGUUACUCUACUCGUAAGAAAUAUAAUGAAUUUCAUCAUAACUCAAUAGAGCUAGAGGAUUUUCCUUCAAGGUACAGUAGAGUAAAUGUGGCAGGACACAAGAAGCUGAAACCAUUUUUGCACAGGUAGGGGUAAAGGGGUGAAUUUUUUCUUGGGAGUUGUAUGUGGUUGAAGCUAAUACUAUAUUUUUAUAGACUGUCAUCCAGAUUUUUUCCCAUUUGCCAUGCUGUAUAAUUUAUGAGUUUUUAAUUCAAGUCAUGUGCCUUGGAUAACUUAUAUUCUGUUAUAAUGGCUUAGUUAUUGAAAGUCUUGAUUAGGGAUAUUAAUGAUGAGAAUCAUGUUAAAAUGUAAAACCUAUAUACAGUAUGAAGACAAGACAGGUGCAUAACAAGCAUUGGUUGUGACAAAUGUUUUGAACUAUAUAGUGAAAUGUCACAAUAAAUGCUUAUUCUCUACCCAUCUUUUUCUUCAUUCCUGUACACUUUUGUAUCCAGUAAAACAUAUACUUGACCCUACCUACUGAUAACUAUUAUAAACUGUACAUUCCAGUACAGUACUUGUUUUUUUAAACUAAAUACUUACAGUAAUGUUAAAAAUUUACGACUGAGCUUGCCAGUUGUUUUCACGUGAAAAUAACUACAUUAACACUUAAUAACUAGGAACAACUGUCACACAUUAAAAGUGCUUUCAUCGCCAUUAAGUGUAGUGAUAACCAUGCCAGUGCAUCAGGAUUUCUUGCCUGUAUGCAAAAAUACUGCAAAUUUAACCGAUAUACUGAGAGCAUUUUAUUCUUUUCGAAACAUUCUUACAUUUCUCAUAUUCUUCCAUAGUGUAAGUAGUCAUGGAAAUGGGAUGUAUGUGUAGAAUGUAUCACAGUCUAAAAAUAUCAAGUCUGGAAAAUAAUGAAAUAUAUAGCAAAAGUUGAUAUUAGUUUUAUGAAUAUACUUGUUGUUGUAAGUGAUAACUCGUACAGAAGGAACUACUUGCCUUACUGCUUUACGUGGACUGAGUUUUACAGUAAACCAACAUAAAAUGUGUAUGGACCAUCGACUGUUAGUGCAGAUGUACACUUUGAGGUGCAAGCCAUUAAGUGGAUGAACAUAAGUAUUUUCUCAUGUAUAUGAGCAAGUUUGACUUAUCAAAUAUAGAUAUGCAAAGGAUUUUUAUAGGAAAUGAAUGUAUCUGUCAUUAAUUGCUAAGAAACAAGAUAGACUUUACUUGGAAAUGUUUGUAAUAGAUGACAGAGCUUAAUAGUUUAUCAGGUUAAAUUUUAAGGCAAAUUUUGACAAGAUUAUAUUAAAUAAUUGAAAAUUGUUAGCUGUUCUCAUGUACAGUAUUGCUUAAUUUAGUGUUAAAUAUCAAUGCAGAUUUAAAUUGUGUUAUUAGAUAAAUGCUACUUUAGAGUUAAUUUUGGCUUGCUGUCUGAGAAUAUCUGUUGAACUUGGCUAAAUACAUAGGCAGAUUACCAGUAUUUUGCUUUAAUGAGUUCAGAAAAUAUAUUGAGUAUAGUGUGAAGGCUACAUUAGAAUGCAACUUUCUUCAGUUGUCAGUACGUACUGUAUCUUUAAUGUGUGCCAUACCACUGAGUUAAUUUGCAUAAUGUCUACCAUACCACUGAGCUUAUUCAUAUACUGUGCCAUACCAUUGAGUUUAUUUGAAAAGUGCUGUUAUUUUUUUUAUUAUUUUUAUAGUAUUUUUCAGCUAUAUUCUUCACCCACAUGCACUUCAUUUAAUAAUUAGGUAAAAGUUUUCUAAAUCCAGUGAGUACCUGUACUUCACGAACACUUGAACACAAAAUGGAAAGCUCAUUUAAAUGGUCAAAAGAAUCUGUGCAUUAAUUCUGUAUGUUGUAACAUUUUCAUUAUUCCAGUGAGAUUAAUGUUGAAUUGCUAAUGCCAAUAAUCUUGUUUAAAGAAUCAAAAUUAGAUUACAGUACAGUUUACAGAAUCUGUGGGAAUUAGUACAAUACAGUAUUGACAAAAUUGUCUUAAGGCUUUGUCUGAAGAUUUGUACCAGUCUUGUGUAAAUUUAACUUAGCUUUAUAAUAAAACAAAGAAGGCUUCUAGAUUUUUCAUUGGCACAAUUUGUAUUCAAAAUUUUCUUGAUUUCUAGAUUUUAGUAAAAAAAUUAUUUUAUUUUGAAUAGGUUUGACUUCUAGGCUGAAGUAGCAAAGUUCCUCUUUGUUUUAAGUUCUUAAUUUAAUCUUAAGGUUAAGAAGCCAUCGGCAAUGUUUAUAUCAAGUAUUUGGCAAGAGUGUAAUAGUGAGAUGUAAAAACUUGGGCGAGUGUAAGAAGCUUCACAUGAUCGCUGUAUGUUGUUCUAGUCAGUAGUAUGCACAAUUUUAUGAUCAUCUGUAAAAGACUGUCAUAAAAUGCAUAGUUAGAACAAAUAAACUUAUCUGGAUUUGAAAA
Cherax quadricarinatus is the source of this 11674-nucleotide messenger RNA. It is a transcript of the gene Arfip, whose product is annotated as ADP ribosylation factor interacting protein arfaptin. The record is from RefSeq and is a predicted model, not a curated record. NCBI's taxonomy places the organism in Eukaryota, Metazoa, Arthropoda, Malacostraca, Decapoda, Parastacidae. Gene Ontology annotation, molecular function: protein domain specific binding; phospholipid binding. Gene Ontology annotation, biological process: regulation of Arp2/3 complex-mediated actin nucleation; intracellular protein transport. Gene Ontology annotation, cellular component: trans-Golgi network membrane.